CUAGGAGUAUGUCCGUGGGCCGGAUCGCGUCCGUGGGUCUCAUACCGUCUCACACAGAAGCUGAAGCUGCCAUAAAUAGAAGCGUUUGCUCACAUCACGUGUGUGACAGGAUUCCGCUCAGCUGGCGUCACGCAGCGGCCGCCGAUCAGGAGGCGGGGGGCGGCUGUCCGUGGUGCUGAUGGCAGUGAUGCUCUCCAGCUCCACGAUGCCGCUACUGCGCAUGUUGCAUGACAGGUACACGCAAGCCUCCAUCUUGGGCAUCCCGAGCUAAGGCGAAAGGGCAGCAGCCAUAUACACUCCGAUUCCCAAGAAAACAACCAGCGGGCGCGGAAACAACCACAAAAAUUGGCAAAUUGCCGAGAUGUAACUUUUCCCCAAAAAUAUCCGCUCAACAAUUUGCUUCACAGAGCUGAACAGAGAACAAAAUGGAAAAGAAAGACAACGAAUGGUCUGUGAGGCUUUGAUAGGGAUAUCUUGCACAUUCGACUGUUCUGGGUUUAUCUUUCUGAAGAACUGACAGAAAACAUCCCCAAAAAGGCUCCACUUACACCAGAAUGGAGAUGCAGAAGUUUGCCAUCUUCCUCCUGGUCCUCUCAUUUUGUCUAGAAGGAGGAUCUGCCAAAGAUAAAGGAACUAAGAAGGGGAAAAAGAAAGGGAAGCAGGUUUACUGUCCAUCACAGCUGUCGUCCGAAGAUCUGGCUCGAGUCCCUGCUAAUUCAACCAGUAACAUCUUGAACAGGUUACUGAUCAGCUACGAUCCCAGAAUAAGGCCCAACUUCAAAGGAAUUCCGGUGGAGGACAGAGUGAACAUUUUCAUCAAUAGCUUUGGCUCGAUUCAGGAAACAACAAUGGAUUACAGGGUGAACAUCUUCCUGCGGCAGCGCUGGAAUGACCCCAGGCUCAAGUUACCCCAGGACUUCAAGUCAGACUCGCUCACCGUUGAUCCCAAGAUGUUCAAAUGUCUCUGGAAGCCUGACCUGUUCUUCGCUAAUGAGAAGAGUGCAAACUUUCAUGAUGUAACCCAAGAGAACAUCCUCCUUUUUAUCUUCCGUAAUGGAGAUGUCCUCAUCAGUAUGAGGUUGUCCAUCACCCUUUCUUGUCCUUUGGAUCUGACUCUGUUUCCAAUGGAUACGCAGAGGUGUAAAAUGCAACUUGAAAGCUUCGGCUACACAACAGAUGACCUGCAGUUCAUGUGGCAGACAGGAGACCCUGUCCAAAUGGAUGCUAUUGCUCUUCCACAGUUUGACAUCAGACACGAAGAUAUUGAUUAUGGAAACUGCACCAAAUUCUAUGAGGGAACAGGGUAUUACACUUGUGUAGAGGUUAUCUUCACCCUACGGAGACAAGUUGGCUUUUACAUGAUGGGUGUUUAUGCCCCGACGCUGCUUAUCGUGGUCCUUUCCUGGCUGUCUUUCUGGAUCAACCCUGAUGCAAGUGCUGCCAGGGUCCCUUUGGGUAUCCUCUCGGUGCUCUCCCUGUCUUCUGAGUGCACCUCCUUAGCUUCGGAGCUACCCAAAGUGUCCUAUGUCAAGGCAAUUGACAUCUGGCUCAUUGCAUGCCUGCUGUUCGGCUUUGCCUCGCUAGUGGAAUAUGCUGUGGUUCAGGUGAUGCUCAACAGUCCAAAACACAUCGAGGCAGAGAAGGCCAGGAUAGCUUCCAAGGAGAAGGCUGCAGGAAAGAGUCCUGUAGUCAAGAACAACACCAUCAAUGGGACUGGAGGGACACCUCUUCAUGUCAGCACCUUAAACGUGGGUGAGACCCGCUGCAAAAAGGUGUGCACAUCCAAAUCUGACCUGAGGACCAACGACUUCAGCAUUGUGGGCUCUCUCCCACGGGACUUUGAACUGUCAAACUUUGACUGCUAUGGGAAACCAAUUGACACUGGCUCUGCUCUUGGUAAAUCUCAAGCGAAGAACAAGAAACCACCUCCUCCGAAACCAGUCAUCCCCUCUGCUGCUAAAAGAGUUGACCUGUACUCAAGAGCCCUGUUCCCUUUCUCCUUCCUCUUCUUUAAUGUUAUCUACUGGUCCAUCUACUUGUGAUUAGCUGGUGUUAUUAUCUCAGUGCUGUAGUUUCACGAGUUCCUUAUUGAUUAGAUUGUAUAAAAAAAGACUUGGGUUUCCAAGAAACCAUUGAGAAAUGUGAACCUUCCCAAACAAGUGCUGUGAAAAAAGUAAAAGUAUCAUUAAUCCCCACUUAAAAAGCAAUUUUUAUACAAUAUAUAAACUUUUUUUCUUUUUCAAGAUUAUGGAUAAAGAAUCUUAUAAUUAAAAACUUUAUGGAUGAAAUAUGGUGCUUAAAGCAAUAUUGCUAAAGUAAAAUCUCAGUAAGAAUUCCUCAAAUAUUGUGUAAGAGUAAAGCUGAAGAUGCAUGAAACACUAAAGAUGAUUUGCAGAUUUGCGGAUUGCUGUUUUAUUUCUUUUGCUCUUGUCCAGUUUGUGUAAGCUCAAAAGGUUAAAGCAUUUUAUAUUUGCUUCAUUACAAAGUGCUACAUUGUAAUUGCCUUGCAUGUUGUAAAUAUUGCAUGUAUGUGAAGAGAAAAUCUAAAUAUAUACAAAAAAAUUUUAUGAAAUAUUAAUAUUCCUAUGAUUAGGUUUUGAGAAGAAUUGUGGAUACAUGAAGCACUCCUUUUUCUGCCCAGAUGGUCAAGUGACACUGCCACUCCUACAACAAAUGUAACACUUGACUCAUCAUACCUGUAUCCAGUGCAAAUGGGUCACUACUGAGCUGGGACCAUAUAUUUGUGAUAUUUUUGAGGAAAUAAGAUAAAUGUUCAAUGACUUUGCACCAUCUAUUGUUAUUAAAAAUAAGGACAAGAAA
This is a messenger RNA of Girardinichthys multiradiatus, 2820 nucleotides long. It is a transcript of the gene glrbb, whose product is annotated as glycine receptor, beta b. Gene Ontology annotation, molecular function: transmembrane signaling receptor activity; neurotransmitter receptor activity; extracellularly glycine-gated chloride channel activity. Gene Ontology annotation, cellular component: synapse; neuron projection; postsynaptic membrane. The coding region runs from base 555 to 2042 and encodes 495 amino acids. Gene Ontology annotation, biological process: regulation of membrane potential; nervous system process; chloride transmembrane transport. NCBI's taxonomy places the organism in Eukaryota, Metazoa, Chordata, Actinopteri, Cyprinodontiformes, Goodeidae. The record is from RefSeq and is a predicted model, not a curated record. The transcript is spliced from 10 exons.